Chrysochloris asiatica (Cape golden mole) is the source of this 1440-nucleotide messenger RNA. Its product is annotated as 2-oxoisovalerate dehydrogenase subunit alpha, mitochondrial-like. Gene Ontology annotation, biological process: branched-chain amino acid catabolic process. Gene Ontology annotation, cellular component: membrane; intracellular membrane-bounded organelle. Gene Ontology annotation, molecular function: oxidoreductase activity, acting on the aldehyde or oxo group of donors, disulfide as acceptor. The record is from RefSeq and is a predicted model, not a curated record. The coding region runs from base 1 to 1440 and encodes 479 amino acids. Lineage: Eukaryota; Metazoa; Chordata; Mammalia; Afrosoricida; Chrysochloridae. The transcript is spliced from 11 exons.
AUGGAUAGCCCCAGUCUUCGGGAGCUUCAGCAGCCUCUGCUGGCAGGCGCCGGCUGUGAGCCCCCUGCCCAGAAGCCAGGCAAGCCUGAGUUGGGGCCCUCCUUGAGAGAGACCACCUUUGCAGAGUCUCUGAGGGGUUGGCAGCCCUCACCACCACCUCUUCCCUCUGUGAGCGCUGGCCUGGGGGAGCUGGGGCACCCUGAACUUGAGCAUCCUCCCCGACAGCAACAAGAACACUCAUCCUUGGAUGACAAGCCCCGCUUCCCAGGGGCCUCUGCGGAGUUUGUUGACAAGUUAGAAUUCAUCCAACCCAAUGUCAUCUCUGGGAUCCCCAUCUACCGUGUUAUGGACCGACAGGGCCAGAUCAUCAACCCAAGUGAGGACCCUGAGCUAUCCCAGACGGAGGUGCUGAAGUUCUACAAGAGCAUGACGUUGCUCAACACCAUGGACCGCAUCCUCUACGAGUCCCAGCGGCAGGGCCGAAUCUCCUUCUACAUGACCAACUACGGUGAGGAGGGGACGCAUGUGGGCAGUGCAGCCGCCCUGGACAACACGGACCUGGUGUUUGGCCAAUACCGGGAGGCAGGUGUGCUCAUGUAUCGGGAUUACCCGCUGGAACUGUUCAUGGACCAGUGCUACGGCAAUAUGAAUGACCCUGGCAAGGGCCGCCAGAUGCCCGUUCACUACGGCUGCAGGGAUCGCCACUUUGUCACCAUCUCCUCGCCGCUGGCCACACAGAUCCCUCAGGCGGUCGGAGCAGCGUAUGCAGCCAAGCGGGCCAAUGACAACAGGGUUGUCAUCUGUUACUUUGGCGAGGGGGCAGCCAGUGAGGGAGAUGCCCACGCCGGCUUCAACUUUGCUGCCACCCUCGAGUGUCCCAUCAUCUUCUUUUGCCGGAAUAAUGGCUACGCCAUCUCCACGCCCACCUCGGAGCAGUAUCGUGGGGAUGGCAUCGCGGCUCGAGGCCCUGGAUACGGCAUCAUGUCGAUCCGUGUGGACGGCAAUGAUGUGUUCGCUGUGUACAACGCCACAAAGGAGGCCCGGCGGCGGGCGGUGGCCGAGAACCAGCCCUUCCUCAUUGAGGCCAUGACUUACAGGAUUGGACACCACAGCACCAGUGACGACAGCUCGGCCUACCGCUCAGUGGACGAGGUCAACUACUGGGACAAGCAGGACCAUCCCAUCUCACGGCUUCGACACUACCUGCUGAGUCGCGGCUGGUGGGAUGAUGAGCAGGAGAAGGCCUGGAGGAAGCAGUCCCGCAAGAAGGUGAUGGAGGCCUUUGAGCAGGCUGAGCGGAAGCUGAAGCCCAACCCCAACCUGCUCUUCUCGGACGUGUAUCAGGAGAUGACCGCCCAGCUCCGCAAACAGCAGGAAUCCCUGGCCCGCCACCUCCAGACCUACGGGGAACACUACCCCCUAGACCACUUCGAGAAGUGA